Cucurbita pepo subsp. pepo (vegetable marrow) is the source of this 1232-nucleotide messenger RNA. NCBI's taxonomy places the organism in Eukaryota, Viridiplantae, Streptophyta, Magnoliopsida, Cucurbitales, Cucurbitaceae. The record is from RefSeq and is a predicted model, not a curated record.
CCCCCCGCUUUGAGGUUGUCCGAUAUGGGAUCUUUCCCUGCCCUUCCUCAGUAACAUUUAUGGCUUCACUCAUCAACCCUCCGUUUUCUCUUCAUAUAUAAAACAAAUAUUAUAUCUUUGGUUCCCUCAUCUCCUCCGAAAUGUUCAGCUCCCAUUCAAACAAUCUAUCUUUUCUGUAGCUCAUCUUUGAAGAUCAUGGGGUUGUCUUGUUAUCUUUGAAGACGGGCAAAAAAAUACAAUAUGCCAACAGUUUGGUUGUCCUUGAAGAAAUCUCUGCACUGCAAAUCAGGGCCAUCCGAAGUUCAUGACCCAAAAACCAGAAGAAAUCUAGGCGCCAUUUUGACAAGAAAAACAGGGGUAGGAAGAUCGGGUUGUUCCAGGUCCAUUGCAAAUCUCAAAGAUGUCAUCCAUGGCGGCAGCAAGAGGCAUUUGGAUAAGCCCCCAAGUUGCAGUCCAAGAUCCAUUGGCAGCAGUGAGUUUCUCAACCCAAUAACCCAUGAAGUCAUUCUCACUAACUCAAGGUGCGAGCUCAAAAUCACCGGAUUUCACGGCGCUUUCCCACCAGAUGUGCCUUCCUCCGCCGAUGAACCCCUCACAGAUCGUCCCGCCGCCUCCACUUUUGUGGGUACUCUGACACCGGGUACGCCGGGCCCCGGUGGCCACCCCACAAUGCAUUACUUCAAUCCUUCCUUUAGGUCUUCUUCCAGAAAGUUCCCUUUCAGAGAGGGAUUUGGUAGCUCCAAUAAAUCUGGCGGCGGCGGUGGAGCUCGCAGCCUCGGUGGUGGAGGUGGAGUCCAUACGAGUAACAGAAUCUCAUUGGAGACCGAGAUUGAUGGGAAUAGAUCUUCUUCUGCGGUCACUUGUCAUAAAUGUGGAGAGCAGUUCAACAAAUGGGAUGCUGCUGAAGCUCAUCAUCUUUCUAAACAUGCUGUGACUGAGCUUGUGGAAGGAGAUUCAUCAAGGAAAAUUGUGGAGAUCAUAUGCAGGACAAGCUGGUUAAAGUCUGAGAAUCAAUCUGGUAGGAUCGAAAGAGUACUCAAAGUUCACAAUAUGCAACGAACGCUAGCCCGGUUUGAGGAGCAUCGGGAGACGGUGAAGAUCAAAGCCAGCAAGCUCCCGAAGAAGCACCCUCGGUGUCUUGCUGAUGGAAACGAGCUGCUGCGAUUCUACGGCACGACAGUUGCGUGCUCCCUCGGUUUGAAUGGCUCCUCCAGCCUCUGCAUAUCGGAGAA